UAAUGCAAUUUCAUUAUAUCAAGAAAACUUGUAUUUUAAGUCAAUUUUGAAAUAUAUUUCCUUCAGGGGUGUAUUUCUGGCCUAAUGAAGACUUCUUGCCUGUGAUUGAAGUCGAUGAAACAUAUCCUAAUUGUAUAUAUAAUGAUUUUCACUGGCUAAUGAAGGUUGCCUGAACAUGGGAUGAUGUCAAAUCUCUUCGACAGGAUAUGGAGAAAAGCCUCAGCUCUUUUACUGUACAUUUUCGUAUCAAGUUGUUACAAGCAGCUGCUCAAAUGCAGACUGCUUUGUGUAUGCAAGAUCUUGGGCAACUCUUCCACAGACCAAUAAAGAAUUCUCAGGGAACAUUAGUGAUCUCCACAGUGAAUUAUGUACUCUCACCAAAAUGUGUAUCUGUUUUGAACUCAAGAUGGCUCCCAUUAAGUAAAGUGGAAAAGAAACUGGCUACUCAUGAGAAACCACAUGUGGGGGAAUUGCUUACGGCACAGAGAAGAAUAGGAGUUCCUAAAGCAACAGAGUAGUCAAAAGCCUUUCAGCAAUUCAUCGAGUGAAACUACUAGCAUAGCUUCAGGAGAUGAAGGUUCUUUGGAGGAAACCCAGGAAAAUGCAUCCUUAAGUCAAGGAACAGAACAACGGCGAGUAUUUGUAGAACUCGUUUGCAGCUACUGCAAGACAAUUAUUUUCAUACAUGGAAGUUUCCAAUCAAGAAGCAUUGGCUCACAGGCUUUAUGAUGUGGAAGUAGUUGAUUUGAGCCCAGAGGUUUCAUUUUUAAUCAUUGUCCCUCCCGCUCAAUCUGCCUGUGCUGUUCCUGGGCAAAGAGAUAUUCUUCUUCAGCGAGGAGAUUUAGCUGCUUUACCUGUUUAAGUAUUUGAAAUGGUUCAUCUGGGUACCUAUCAGCGUGAUGUAAUAUCCCGGUAUUCUCGUCUUAGCUGCAUUCUUGAACUAGAUACUGUACUUGCUCAACAUAAUCAUGGAGAGGCUUUUCCUUAUCUGAAGUAGCAGCUGCCAAAGACUGCCUGAACCAGCUUCAAGAGUUCCAAGGGCAGUUGAACACAGCAUGGAAAGGCACACGAUGGCUGAUGGAAGUUUUAACUUUUGCUCGAGACAGAGGUUCCAGUACAGGAUCUGGUACUCCAGGUGUUGCCAUGCGCCAUCUCCUGACCAUCAACAGCACCAGCAGUCCUGCUACAGGGUCAGAAAAAGAUCUAAAGAGCACUCCUUGCAUCAAACAAUCAGGAAGCGGUGAGGGCAAUGGAGUAGCCAGCAGUUGCAGCCUCAAGAGAAGUCUCCUCCAGUUGCCUCCCAGAGACCCUAAGUUAGUGAAAUCAAG
Molecule: messenger RNA, 1328 nt
Organism: Gryllus bimaculatus (two-spotted cricket)
Lineage: Eukaryota; Metazoa; Arthropoda; Insecta; Orthoptera; Gryllidae
Source: the annotation of a GenBank genome assembly